GUCGGUCUCUCGGCGUGUGCGUGAUCAUCUCGCCACGACAGAGCAGCGAGGCCACCGAGGCGACGUAGCGUACACAUGGCGAAGUUUGCUCUCGGGCACCACAGCGAGGCCACCGACGCCGGCUGCGUCCGCGCCGUGCUCGCCGAGGCUGUGCUCACCUUCCUCUUCGUCUUCUCCGGCGUCGGCUCCGCCAUGGCCGCCGGGAGGCUGGCCGGCGGCGCCGACACGAUCAUGGGCCUGACGGCGGUCGCGCUGGCCCACGCGAUGGUGGUGGCCGUCAUGGUGUCGGCAGGGCUUCACGUCUCCGGCGGCAACAUCAACCCAGCCGUCACGCUCUCCCUCACCGCAGGCGGCCACAUCACCCUCUUCCGCUCCGCGCUCUACGUGCUCGCGCAGCUGCUCGGCUCCUCCCUCGCCUGCCUCCUCCUCGCCUUCCUCACCGGCGGCGCGGUGACCAUGCCAGUGCACGCGCUGGCCGCCGGGGUUGGCGCGCCGCAGGGGGUGCUCUGGGAGGCCGUGCUCACCUUCUCGUUGCUCUUCACGGUGUACGCGACCGUCGUGGAUCCGCGACGGAGCAUCGGCAACCUGGGCCCGCUACUGGUGGGCUUCGUCGUCGGCGCCAACGUGCUCGCCGGAGGGCCGUUCUCCGGCGCGUCUAUGAACCCGGCACGUUCAUUCGGGCCCGCGCUCGCCUCAGCGAAUUGGGCCAGUCAGUGGGUCUAUUGGGUUGGGCCGAUGAUUGGUGGGCCGCUCGCGGGGCUAGUAUACGAGGGAUUGUUCAUGGUCCGGCCCGGCCACCAGCAGCUUCCCAGCGAUGGCAACGACUUCUAGUUGAACAGUGAUAUUCACUUUUGCUCUACACACAUGAACUGCUUGAUGCGCUGCAUGGUGUGAAAAUCGUCCAGAACUCGUCAGCUGUGUAGCAGAGUUCUUUUGUUGUUUGAUUUGCAGAAGAACAUCUCGCCGCUAGGUGCUUUAUUUAGAGAAAAUAAGAGUCAUGUUGCGUGGCAAGUUUUCAAAAUUUCAGAAUAUCUAUUGUACCAAGAUCGUAGCUCAUGAACUAGCUGUGCGUAGCGCUCUGUUAGGGGAUGACGGUUGUGAGGUGUGAGUUGACCAUCUACACAGUUUAUACUAAACAUCUGUGCUAAUGAUA
Molecule: messenger RNA, 1153 nt
Organism: Triticum urartu
Lineage: Eukaryota; Viridiplantae; Streptophyta; Magnoliopsida; Poales; Poaceae
Product: putative aquaporin TIP4-3
Biological process (GO): transmembrane transport; water transport
Cellular component (GO): membrane
Molecular function (GO): water channel activity
Source: RefSeq, a predicted model, not a curated record